GGUUGCAUGGAGCUGAUUUCAGUCUCUCUGGACAGUAGUGUUUGAAGCUUUCCAUUGGACACUUGGCACGUGACAUUGAUAUCAUACAUAAAUCACAGAGGUACACAUAUCUCCUGAAAUGUCCAGCUAUCUUACUGCAGCCAUACAGUCUGCUUUGCAGGCCUUCCCACGCCAACGCUUACUUUUGCUCUGGACAGCUGGUGUGGGGCUCACAGCUAUUGCCACCUGGAUGUGGUGGAGGAAAAAGCAAAGUGAGGAACUAGAAUUGAAGCAAGUGGGAAUUGUGUCCGAACUAUUCAUUUACCCCAUCAAGUCAUGUCGACCAGUGUCAGUGCAGGAAGCAGACUGCAUGGAGCUUGGUCUAUAUAAAGGAGAUCUUAGGGACAGGCAUUGGUUGGUGGUGACCGAGGAUGGGCAUAUGGUGACUGGCAGACAGGAACCUCGUUUGGUUCUCAUCUCUGUGAGCGUGCGUGGUGACUCUUUGUGCCUUAAAGGUGAAGGGAUGGAUGAGCUCCUAGUUCCUAUGUCACUUCCUAAAAGCAACAAGGUGCGGGACUGCAGAGUGUUUGGAAAGGACAUCCAGGGUCGGGAUUGUGGGGAAGAAGCUUCUCGCUGGUUCACAUCCUAUUUCCAAAGCAGUCAGCCCUACUACUUGGUGCAUUUUGAAGAGAAGACAAUGCGCCCACGCAAAUCCAAAGACAGUGAGGUGCUGUUCAGAGAUGUAGAUGUUAUUGCUUAUAGUGAUGCCAGCCCCAUCAUGCUUCUCUCUGAGACAUCCAUGGAGGAUCUCAACAGUCGUCUCGCAGAGCCCAUCUCCCUGAGGAAUUUCAGGCCUUGUAUAGUGGUGUCUGACUGUAAUGCCUUUGCAGAGGAUGCUUGGCAUGACAUCAGGGUGGGCACAGCUAGACUUAAAAGGAUCAUGGCAUGUGGACGCUGUAUCUUAACCACUGUGAACCCUGACACUGGAAUUAUAACACGAAAGGAACCGCUGGAUACCUUAAGAACCUACAGGAAAAGUGAUGCUGCUCUGAGCCAUGUCUAUAAAACCUCACCUCUCUUUGGGCAGUACUACGGCGUGGAUAAAACUGGCACCCUACAUGUGGGUGAUCCAAUAUAUCAGGUGAUCCACAAGCAUCAGCAGUGAUCCUUUCACGGCAGCAUCAAGACCAAUUUAAUUUUGUCUUGUCACCUAAAACACUUUAUAGACUGAGCAUUUUCCUAAUAAUUAUCAUGACAACAAAAUUAUUUUGAUGAUAACAAUAUUGAAUAAAGCUGAAGAGAGGUGCUAUUAUUAUAAAGAGUAUGGGGAUUAUGAGGCUUAGUAUGAACUGCCAAUAGUCCUUGUAUGGUUAAUUUAGGCUUUGUUGGGUGUCGGGGCCAGACCAUUGAGCUGACAAGAUGCCAUAUUUCACAGUUCUGGUCUUAAGCUUUACAAUCUGCUGCCAUUCUACUUAGAUGCUCUCAUCACUUACUGACGCUAUUUGGCAUAAACAAUCCUCCAUAAACAUUUUGCUAAGCUUUUUGUGAAGAUUACUCUUUGCGAACUCUGUGUACAACAGUGCUGUCCAAAAGGUAGAUCCUCAGAUGUUUUAAAACAGCUUCCAUAAUGCUUUGCCAUUCUAAAGGCAUGCACGCAUCUUGGGAGUUCUAGUUCUACAACAUUUAGAGAUCUACAGUUUGGGCAGCCUUGGUUUACAACCUCUUAGGUCCACUGCUCACUGUGAGACCUGUAAUUUGGUUACUCUCUCAGUAAGAUGAUUCCACUUCUGAUCAAUAUAGCUGUGAACAAAAUUAGUGACAGAAACCCUGCUGAUGAUCGGGCCUCUGGCAGACUGGUAGUUGGGAGUUGUGUGAUGCUCAACUCAGAAAAGUGGCCGGCAAUGGAAGAGUCAUUUGGGGGCUCUUGUAAAUCUACGCUGGGACUUUAUUGGCAAAGUGAUGGUACAGGAGGCUGGAGUGCGGGGGCCAAGCUCGUCAGAUAAAUUUCCAAUGGGCCAAUGUGCUACAGAUGAUCAGAGUGUCUGGACUAGAUUCUAGAGUUCUGGUCACUGCUCACUAAAUUCUAUAAUGUUACCCUGUUGUGAAUAUAAUUUGCCCUUUAUUUUUCUGAGUCUGGUGGAACAACGCUGCUCCUAGACAGUAUUCACUAUGUUAUGCAGACAAGUGAUAUACCACUAGCCGCGCAUGUCAGGAUUCAGGUCUUCUGGUUUGCUCUGGGCAAUUUUUUGUUUGCUCACUGGGGCAUAUUAGAACUUCAAGCAGGCUAUUUCUUUUCCUUUCCCGUAUUCAGUCAGGACCCUUUCCUUCUUUCCUUUCUUCUCUUCUGCUUCAUUUUUCUCUCCCUUCACACUUUUCUUAUUUGGCUACUCAAUCCUUUUCUAUAGCAUAUGACUUAACUUGUAUACAAAGCACAAUAUUUCUUGUCGCUUUGAUAUGGCAACGCCUAAGGUCUUUCUUAACUGGAAGUAUGUCAAUGUCUCUUAUUCUUAAGCCAUCUUUUAGACCCAAGACAUGACAUAUAAGCUCUCUCAUGCUAUUUACUAUUUUCUACUAAUCUAUAUCUCUUUAAACCAAUAUAUAUCAUAUUGUUGUAAUUUGUAACAAUUGUUAUUUGCAUUAUACAAUAACCUGCUGCUUAUAUGUACAUGACAUUUCAUAUUACCGUUCAUGACAUAUGCCAUAUCUACCAAUAAACUUUGAAUUAUUAAAAAAAAA
This is a messenger RNA of Pelobates cultripes (western spadefoot toad), 2715 nucleotides long. Lineage: Eukaryota; Metazoa; Chordata; Amphibia; Anura; Pelobatidae. The record is from the annotation of a GenBank genome assembly.